Messenger RNA from Penaeus indicus, 823 nucleotides. Its product is annotated as centromere protein S-like. Bases 10 to 543 code for a protein of 177 amino acids. The record is from RefSeq and is a predicted model, not a curated record. Gene Ontology annotation, biological process: resolution of meiotic recombination intermediates; replication fork processing. Lineage: Eukaryota; Metazoa; Arthropoda; Malacostraca; Decapoda; Penaeidae. The transcript is spliced from 4 exons. Gene Ontology annotation, cellular component: FANCM-MHF complex. Gene Ontology annotation, molecular function: chromatin binding; protein heterodimerization activity.
CGCCGCCGCAUGCGGCCCUGGCGCCGCCGCAGGCCACAGGCACUCCGCUGCCACGGCGAGGCAGCUGCAGCCCCUCUGGGCAGGACAGCCAGGGCAGGCGCCACUUGGCUCCAGCCCUUGAGCCCCAGGCCAGCCAAGGGCGUGUGGGGUCGUCUGUCUCUCUUUUCCUUCUGCCUGCCUUUCUGUGCGCUGAAGGCGGCCGUCCAUUUCACGGUCGGGAGGACGUGCGAGGAGGUUGGGGCCGAGCUCGGGCUGUCCUUCACGAAGCAGGUCAUUGCGACGCUGUCGGAGGUCACUUGCAGACAGCUGCAGACUUACACAGCUGACCUCGAGGCCUUUGCAAAACAUGCGCGCAGAACCACAAUCAACUGUGACGAUGUAAAACUUCUUGUCCGUCGAAACAGUCAUCUGGCUGAUCAUAUGAAGGAAAUGGCAGACGGCUUGGAAGAGGCCGGUGGGAAGAAAGAGCGAAAGAAGCGAGGGAGGAAACCUAAAGCCUCCGUCGCGGCCGAAACUUCAAAAGAAGAGCAGGAACCAGAAUAAUAUUCUCAAGUUGAUUUUUAGAUAUUUGCUAUUCAUAAAGAUAUUCCACAUCUUGUCUGAAUUACGUUUUUCUUACACAGAGGCCCUUGGAAACCAUGCUGCUAUAAAACGUUCUGUUAACUGCCAUUGUUCUUAAUUCAUUUGCUAGGAAUGGUAAAAAAGGAACAAUCAGCAAAAAUAUCUAUGGUAAUUACGUGAACAAUAAUAUACUCAAAUUUUAUAUUAUCUGUAAUGUGAACUAGUUCUAUAUUCCUUUACUAUUAAAAUAUGUGUACUUUGA